AUGUCUGCAUGCAAGCCUGGUCUGUUGCGGGAUACCGAAUACCAGAAAGGUGAGUAUCAGGUUGAAGGGGAGAACAUGUACUUCUUUACACAGCUGAAUCUUAAAGAUCAUGGUGGGUCGCGUGUAAGUCGCAAAGCAAAAGACGGUUUUUGGGCAUCUUCUGACGGAUAUAAACAUGUUGAGCAUCAAGGAAUCUCACUUGGUUGUAAGAUGAUUACUUUGAACUUCUUCUACAAGGGUGUGAAUUCCAAAGGAAAGAAAACCAAUUGGCUGAUGAAAGAGUAUAGGCUCGAUGUGGUAAAGACUUCCACCAUGGAAACUACAGCUCGUGGUCGGAAAGGGAAAAGGGUGGCUGAAACUCAGGAUGACAAUCCCAAAAAGGUGAGAAACAAAUAA
Messenger RNA from Magnolia sinica, 396 nucleotides. Its product is annotated as NAC domain-containing protein 67-like. NCBI's taxonomy places the organism in Eukaryota, Viridiplantae, Streptophyta, Magnoliopsida, Magnoliales, Magnoliaceae. Gene Ontology annotation, biological process: regulation of DNA-templated transcription. The transcript is spliced from 2 exons. Gene Ontology annotation, molecular function: DNA binding. The record is from RefSeq and is a predicted model, not a curated record. Bases 1 to 396 code for a protein of 131 amino acids.